AUGGGCAGUACUAUGCUGUUGAGGUUCUUAUCUGUUUUGCUUCCCAGUUUUACUCGUAUGAAGCAGCACAUCCGAGCAGCACGAUUUCAUUUCACUGGAAUGCUGAAAGAAAGGAAAUUUUCUGAAGCUAUUCGUAGUUUCUUCAGAUAUGUUUAUAUUUUUUUUUUCUGCGAUUUUGAAAUCAGAGCUUCUUCGGGAGAACGAGCCUCAAAACAUUUUCAAGCUUUUUCUCAGGACACAGGAUUACCACCUCUUUGCCUAGGUAAGCUUGUCACAGCAUUUGUUCUCAGUUUAUGUUCUUUUAUUCAUUUCGUAAGUUAUCCGUCAGGAAGAGAAGUCCCAUCAGUUUUGAUUGGCGUCUUGGUCCAGGAAAACUUAUAUGAUACAACAUUCACUGUUAUAUUGAAAUUCAGGAAGGGAUCAGCGUUGAGGAGUACAUCUCACAAGGCACUGACUCGUAAUGCCUAG
Messenger RNA from Linum tenue, 468 nucleotides. The record is from the annotation of a GenBank genome assembly. Lineage: Eukaryota; Viridiplantae; Streptophyta; Magnoliopsida; Malpighiales; Linaceae.